CAAAAUAAAAUGAGCUAGCAAAUUUAAUUUAACAGAAAAAUUACAAAAGUAACAAAUGUAUCGACAAUUUGCUAGAUUUUAUUCAACAUCAAUAAACACUAGGAGUGCAACAAAAGUAUUGCCAAAAUCGUGUGAUGUUGUAGUUGUGGGCGGCGGAGUUAUUGGUUUGUCCACUGUUUAUCAUUUAAGCGAAUUGGGCUAUAAUAAUGUCAUAUUAGUGGAAAGGGAUGAAAUAACCAGUGGUACGACAUGGCAUUCAAACGGUUUGGUUUGGCGAUUGAGGCCAUCGGAGACCGACAUCAAGCUGUUAACACAAACCCAUCAUUUAGUGUCGAAAAAAUUACUGACACAUCCCGGUGUGGAAACUACCGGUUUCAUCAACAAUGGCGGUCUGUUUUUGGCGCACAGCGACCAACGUAUGCAAGAAUAUCAACGAUUGCACGGAAUCGCCAAAUACUACGGCAUUGAGUCCUAUCUGUUGGACAAACGUCAGACCAUAGACUUAUUGAGUCCAUUGAUUGAUGAGAAAAACAGUGAUCUGGCGGGUGGUCUCUACAGCCCUAAUGACGGCUACGUUGACCCCUAUAUGUACUGUUCGGCUCUCACUAAAGCGGCAAACAUUAAUAUCUUUACCAAAUGUCCGGUAAUUGGUAUUAAUACCACUGAAUCCCAGGGAAUCAGUGUUAGGCAAUCAAAAGUUAAUGCCAUUACUGUCGACUACAAUAACAGUCUACACGAGAUCAAGACUAAUGUUAUUGUUAAUUGUUCCGGUGUUUGGGCACCGGUAGUGGCAAAAUUGGCAGGUAUACCAAGCAUACCGCAGGAAACUAUGGAGCAUUCGUAUGUUAUAACUCAACCGAUCGACGGCGUUAAACCUGACCGCACGCCAAAUAUCCGCGAUCACGACCUCUCAAUUGCAUUGCGUGUUUCUGGUCAGAGCUUCUGUAUUGGCGGCUAUGAACCGGAUCCGGUGCUUAUCAGUCAUCGGAAUGACAAAUUGGAUCCGUUUACACUGUUUGAUCUCAAUUGGGAUAAGUUUGGCAUAAAUUUAGAAAAUUCAGCAAAAUUAAUGCCCGUUAUCGGCAGCACCGGUAUUAAGGCCACUACAUGCGGACCCGAGUCUUUCACACCCGAUCACCGGCCACUGCUAGGCGAAGAUCUUAAUGUCAGAGGUUUUUUCCAUUGCAGUGCAUUCAACUCGUUCGGCAUCAGUCUGUCUGGCGGUAUUGGCCAACAAAUGGCCAAAUGGAUUGUUACGGGUGCACCCGAUAUUGAUUUAACCGCUUAUGAUAUCAAACGAUUUAAUAAGCAUUUAGUUUCAAACAAAGUCUGGUCUAACGAGAGGUGUGUGGAAGCAUACGCUCGCAAUUAUGGCAUUAUCUAUCCAUUUGACGAACCUUUUACUGCCCGAACUGAGACGUAUACCGAUUCAUUGCAUGAAAUAUUGUUGUCCAACGGUUGUGUAUAUCGGGAAAGACAUGGCAUUCAUUGUCCCGAUUGGUUUGAUUUGGAGCGACACUCACCGCUAACUUAUGAACAGUACAUGGAUUUGGAUAACACAUAUGACUGGCCCGAGGAGUGUCGUCAAUGGAAAGCAAUUAAAUACGAGUGUAAAGCCUGUCAUGAAGAAGCCGUACUCUUCAAUCUUACAUCAAAAGCCAAAUUUUCAUUGAUUGGAGUAAAUGCUAUGAAAGUGAUCAAUAAAUUGGUCCCAAACGAUGUCCAAUCUGUGCCAAACAAUCACACUUUUGUCACUUAUUUGCUUAACAAAAGAGGCGGAAUAAUGGCCGAAAUGAUUGUCAACAAAAUCGAUGACAACUCUUAUUAUAUAACUGCUGCUGAUAUGCCAUCAAAUCAAGUGUACGCCGCGUUUUGCAAUGUAAUCAUCGUCGACAGUGUCAAAGACACUGAGUUUAUUGAUAUGUCACAAGAAAUGGCUAUUUUGUCAUUAAAUGGACCAAAAAGUACGGAAGUUCUUCAACAAUGUUUCAAUAUAUCGCUAAAUGAUUUUAAUGAUAGGACACAUCGCGAAAUAAUGUUUGAUGAUAUAAUCAUACGUUUGGUACGCUUUUCGCAAGUGUCUCAUACGGGAUGGGAAUUACAUGUGAAAAACAAUAGCGACUUAAUUAAGAUAUAUACCCGACUCACCACUAAUAAGAUUGUAGUUAACGGCGGUUACAGAGCGUACGAAUCGCUGAAAAAUGAAAACCAAUGGCUGUCCGGUUGUCUGGACUUAAGAUCCGAUGACUUCUUGUCGGACGCCGGUCUCCAGACAUGUAUCAAUGAACGCAAACAACAAUUGAAACAUUUUAUCGGAAGUGAUCUGAAUCGAGAUGUGGAUGAAACCAAACGAUUUGUUUGGAUCAAACCAUUGAACAACAAAGUAAUGGUCUGUGGAUUAGAGCCCAUUUGGUUUAAGUCGCGGCCCAUUGGGUUUGUCCGCAGAAAUUUUUAUUCCCAUAAAAACCAACAAAUGCUGGCUUUUGGUAUUAUAUAUGACAAACAUAUUAAAGAUAUAAAUGGUUUACCAUUAGAGGUGGAUAUUGAGAUCUUCGGACAAAUGAAUAGGGCUAUCAUUGAACAAGUCUUUUGUAAACAAUAAUGAGAUUACAAUAUUGCAGUUUAUUAUCAAAUUAUUCAAUACAUUGAUGCAAUUUAACAUAAGAAUUUUGAUAAUUUAUAUUAAAAUUAUGUAAAAUAUA
This is a messenger RNA of Oppia nitens, 2702 nucleotides long. RefSeq names its product sarcosine dehydrogenase, mitochondrial-like (gene Sardh). Gene Ontology annotation, cellular component: cytoplasm; mitochondrial matrix; mitochondrion. The transcript has 6 exons. NCBI's taxonomy places the organism in Eukaryota, Metazoa, Arthropoda, Arachnida, Sarcoptiformes, Oppiidae. Bases 56 to 2602 code for a protein of 848 amino acids. The record is from RefSeq and is a predicted model, not a curated record. Gene Ontology annotation, molecular function: protein binding; sarcosine dehydrogenase activity.